AUGGCGGCUGCCUCAGUUCACAAUGAUCUGAAGCGGAUCAACCUUACCAACAUCGCCCACGUCAAUUACAAAUACAAGGAUGUUGCCAAGGCCCGUCAAUUCAUGGAGGACUUUGGCUUCUACGAGACCAAACGUGUGGGCGAAAAGACCUACUACCGCGGCUACGGCUCCGAGCCCUUCGUCUUGUGCAUCGAUCAGGCCGACCAAGAUGAGUUUGGCGGUGCCGCCUUUGCCGUCGAGUCGGAGGAGGACCUGAUGCACGCCUCCAAGACACUUCCCAAGGAGUGCAAGGCCUCUGAAAUAUAUGACCUCACGGAUGCUCCCGGCGGUGGCAAGGCCGUGACCUUUUAUGAUCCCGUCGACGGCUUUCCGUUCCACCUGGUGUACGGCCAGGAAAAGGUGGAUGUCAGGGACCCUCAGUUCCCGGACCUCAGGGUCAACUACCCUCUCGAGAAGACGCGCCCCGUCAACACUUUCCAGCGGUUCCAAAAGAGGCCGGCACCGGUGCACAAGCUGGGUCAUUUCGGCAUGUGCGUGACCAACUUUGCCAAGUGUUAUGAGUUUUACUCGACCCGGUUCAACUUUUUCCCGAGCGAGUUGGCCUACAAUGAGAAGAACGAGGACGUUACCGUCUUCUUUCGCCUGAACAGGGGCUCUCAAAAGGUCGACCACCACUGCUUCUUCUUCUUCGAGGGACCCAAGAUGCACGUCCAUCACUCUUCUUUCGAGACGCACGACUUUGACACCCAGGUUCUGGGUCACGAUUGGCUGCGCGAGAAGGGUUACGAGAACUGCUGGGGUGUUGGUAGACACAUCAUGGGCAGCCAGAUCUUUGACUAUUGGUUCGACCCUGCUCGCUUCAUUAUGGAGCAUUAUGUGGAUGGCGAUCUGCUUGACAUGUCGGAGCCGACACAUCGCAUGGCGGCUUCUCCGGAUACUUUGUAUGUCUGGGGCCCUGAUGUCCCGGAAACUUUCCUGACUUGA
Messenger RNA from Pyricularia pennisetigena, 984 nucleotides. RefSeq lists its product as uncharacterized. Gene Ontology annotation, biological process: L-methylmalonyl-CoA metabolic process. Gene Ontology annotation, cellular component: mitochondrion. Bases 1 to 984 code for a protein of 327 amino acids. The transcript has 3 exons. Lineage: Eukaryota; Fungi; Ascomycota; Sordariomycetes; Magnaporthales; Pyriculariaceae. Gene Ontology annotation, molecular function: methylmalonyl-CoA epimerase activity. The record is from RefSeq and is a predicted model, not a curated record.